Messenger RNA from Peniophora sp. CBMAI 1063, 459 nucleotides. The record is from the annotation of a GenBank genome assembly. NCBI's taxonomy places the organism in Eukaryota, Fungi, Basidiomycota, Agaricomycetes, Russulales, Peniophoraceae.
AUGUCUAUCCUCAACCAGGCGAAGACGGACGACACGAUGCUCGAGCAUCUCCCGUAUGCGACCGGGCUGGUUCCCACUUUCUUGGCGCGCAACCAGAAGGACAAGAACUUUCGUCGGCUGAGGCCGAACGAAUGGAGGGACGUCCUAUUGACGCAGCCAUGGCAGCGGCAACUGCGAGCCGCUCAGCUCUUCGUCGCAGCGAAAGCAAGUCGCAAGCGCUGGCAGGCCAUCGAGUUCGAGGAGUGGGAGCUGUCGUACUUCCACAUGUACGGGCAACGACUUCUCUAUGGCGAAGAUCGUACGCGCGCCGCCGAAAAAGACCCGCUGGAGCUCGGAGUGACGCUGCUCUACGGCGUGGAGCGCAGCAAGGAGAGCGAUCCGUACUCCAUUGGUUUCCUUCUGGGUUUAUUGCCGUGCGGCUGUGUGCCCUUGGCCCGUCCUCUCGCUGGCGACGUUUGA